Entrophospora sp. SA101 is the source of this 351-nucleotide messenger RNA. The record is from the annotation of a GenBank genome assembly. NCBI's taxonomy places the organism in Eukaryota, Fungi, Glomeromycota, Glomeromycetes, Entrophosporales, Entrophosporaceae.
AUGAAAAAAACUGUUGAUAAUAACAACAAUAACAACAAUGUUGUUGAAAUUGAAUGUAAUAAAAGUUCUGAAUCUGAGGCAAAGACCAAAUCUGGUCGUUCUGUUCGACCUCCUGGUACAUGGUGGAAAAUAAAACACACAGUUAAAGAGAAAGUUACAAAAUUAUCAAGACCAAGAAAACAAAAAUCUGCUGAUUCCAAUUCUGAUUUAAGUGGUUAUGACCAGACGAAUAAAAGUAAAAGAAAUGUAUAUUCUUUUAGUAAUGCUAAGCGUCAAAAGCUUUCAAAUGUGUUUGGUGAGAAAGUUCCCAAAAAUGAAGUUUAUGUACUGGUUCCACCACAUCAUCUUUAA